AUGGCCUACGCAGGCUCCGACGACUCGUCCUCUGAGUCGCAGGACGAGCACCUGCACGACGGGGACGAUGUCCACAACGGGAUCGCCCCCGACACAGCUACCACCAUCGCCGGCGCACUGCCCGCCGAUCACCUUAAGCUCACGCGCGCAGGCGUGUUCAACCCGUCGCCCAACGACGCGCUCGCAGCACGACUACUGCUGCACGGGCUGCGCAUCGGCCGCGACGGCAAGAACCUGCCGGCGGAGCUCGCGCUACGCAUAGCAAACCUAGCCGACUACCGCACGUGCCUGGCGAGCUGCCGCCACGAGCUGGCGCACUUCUCGGCGAACGAUUUCUGGCGACCCGGCCCGCGCGCCGACGUCGCGGGGCUGUAUCUGACAAGCCCCGCGCUGCCGCGCGUCCCGGGCGGCCGCAAAGUGCGCGCCAAGUGGGUCACGUUCCAGCUGCGCGGCGCCGACCAGGGCUGGGCGGAUUUCGGCGGCCACGGCACGUUCCGGAACAGUCACACGUGGUACGAGGCGAGUAUUCUGCGGCGUGUCGAAAGGGCGGAGGGUGAUGGCGGUGACGUUGCCGAGGAGGAGGAGGAGGAGGAGGAGGAGGAGGAGGACGACGACGACGACGACGACGUGGCGCUCAAGACGACCCUCACAGUCCACCGACAGAGCGUCGAGGACUUUGGUCCCGCGCUGGAAGGGUUCGGCUGGCGGCUGGUCAAGAACAGCGACAAGGUCGCGUGGCGGGUCCACAACAACGUCACGGCGCGCAGCGAGCUCGGAUACUACCGGGUUGACUGGGUGGCGGGCGUGCCGACGCAGGUCGACGACCCGCUUGCCAUGGGGGACGGCGCCGGGUUUCUUGAGGCGAUGAGGGCAGGCGAUCGGAUUGCGCUGUGGGCGAGGGCCGAGCAACAAGCUUGGGUCAACACGACUGCUGAAGCUACCAUUGAGCUGGCCUAUGAAGUUGUUUGA
Molecule: messenger RNA, 969 nt
Organism: Lasiosphaeria miniovina
Lineage: Eukaryota; Fungi; Ascomycota; Sordariomycetes; Sordariales; Lasiosphaeriaceae
Exons: 2
Coding region: 1-969 (322 amino acids)
Source: RefSeq, a predicted model, not a curated record